This is a messenger RNA of Nicotiana tabacum (common tobacco), 1025 nucleotides long. Its product is annotated as putative WRKY transcription factor 40. Lineage: Eukaryota; Viridiplantae; Streptophyta; Magnoliopsida; Solanales; Solanaceae. Gene Ontology annotation, molecular function: sequence-specific DNA binding; DNA-binding transcription factor activity. Gene Ontology annotation, biological process: regulation of DNA-templated transcription. The record is from RefSeq and is a predicted model, not a curated record.
CCCUUAUAAAAUGCCCAUCUUACCCAAUUAAUCUUUUCAUUCCUUUCAUCCAAAAAACCAAUCAACGAAGAUAAAGAAGAAAGAAAACUUGGAUUCAAUGGAUACAAGUUCUCGGGACAAGUCUUUUGCUAUUGACCUUAACACAAACCCUUCACCGCAAAACGUCAAUAGUAUUCCGCAUGAGAUGUUGGAUGAAGAGUUGAUCAGGAUGAAAGAGGAGAAUAAGAAGCUAACGACAACGUUAACAACUUUGUGUGAGAACUACAAUUACUUGCAAACUCACCUAAUUGAAUUGCUGCAAAAACACAACUCUGAGGAGCAGAAUUCCAAAUUAUUAUCUAGAAAAAGAAAGGCUGAAGAUGAUCACUGUUGUGAAAAUUCAGAAAUCAUAAUUGAAGAAGCAUCACCUAAGAAGCCAAGGGAAAUCAGAACCAACGUUUCAACUGUUUGUGUAAAAACUACUCCCUCCGAUCAAAGCGCAGUGGUGAAAGAUGGAUAUCACUGGAGAAAAUAUGGUCAAAAAGUCACAAGAGAUAAUCCUUCACCUAGAGCCUACUAUAAGUGUUCUUUUGCACCAUCAUGCCCAGUCAAGAAGAAGGUGCAAAGAAGUGUUGAAGAUCCAUCAGUUUUAGUAGCUACAUAUGAGGGGGAGCACAACCAUCCUCUCCCAUCCCAAGCUCAAGUAACAGUCCCAUUAAUUAACCAAAAUGUUACAACAAAUCCUAGUUUUCUGAACAAAUUCAUGCAAGACAUUGACACAACUUCGCUACAGCAAGUUUUAGUCGCACAAAUGGCGUCUUCCUUGACCAAGAACCCUAGUUUCACAGCUGCAGUUGCUGCAGCCAUCUCCGGAAAAUUCUUUGAAUAUGAUUAAUUAGCUUUCAAAUGAAGCAAAAUUACAGUUACUCAAACGGUUUCUGUUUUUUCAUUGAGAUUGGUCAUUGAAGUGAACCUAGUGUAAAUUUACCAUUUGGAAAGGAUGUUUUCUUUGCUAUAAUAACUGUUUCUUAGCUGUGUUUUCCGAA